Molecule: messenger RNA, 1039 nt
Organism: Opisthocomus hoazin
Lineage: Eukaryota; Metazoa; Chordata; Aves; Opisthocomiformes; Opisthocomidae
Source: RefSeq, a predicted model, not a curated record
AUGAACUGGAAGGCGUUGCAACGGGUAAUUGCUGUGAUUACUGGAUGCUUGCCAGCCCGUUCUGCCCUGGAUGCAAAGGGCUGCUGGAGCCUGGAGCAGCCCAAAACUGCCAGCACACCUCGGCCCGGCUGCUUGUCCAGCGUGAGGCUUGUCUGUGGAGACGUGGUGGAAACGCCUGGGGUAUCUGGACGUACGGCUGCCCAGUCAGAGCUACUCGCAAGUCUGACCGAGAUGCUAAACAUCCAGAAAUUCUCGGCAAAUGUGUUGGAUUACCAUGGAUGUAAAAUAAGUGACCCAUACUGCUGGCUUGAAGAUCCUGAUAGUGAACAGACAAAGGCAUUUGUGGAGGCUCAGAACAAGCUCACAGUGCCCUUCCUCGAGCAGUGUCCUGUCAGAGGACUGUUCAAAGAACGAAUGACUGAGCUCUACGAUUAUCCUAAGUACAGUUGCCACUUCAAGAAAGGAAAAAGGUAUUUUCACUUCUACAAUACAGGACUCCAGAACCAGCGAGUUUUAUAUGUACAAGACUCCUUGGAUGCCGAAGCCAAAGUUUUUCUUGAUCCAAAUAAGCUUUCUGAUGAUGGCACUGUGGCUUUCCAAGGUUACGCAUUCAGUGAAGAUGGUGAAUACUUUGCAUACGGCCUGAGUUCUAGUGGCUCUGAUUGGGUUACUAUCAAGUUUAUGAAAGUAGAAGGUCCUGAGGAUCUUCCAGAUACACUGGAAAGAGUUAAAUUCAGUUGCAUGGCAUGGACCCAUGAUGGAAAAGGCAUGUUCUAUAACUGCUAUCCAAAACAAGAUGGGAAAAGUGAUGGCACUGAGACCUCCACAAAUCUGCACCAAAAGCUGCAUUAUCAUGUCUUGGGAACUAACCAGUCAGAAGACACCCUAUGUGCUGAAUUUCCUGAUGAACCAAAAUGGAUGGGUGGAGCUGAGGUAUCAGACGAUGGUCGAUAUGUCUUGCUAUCUAUCCGAGAAGGUUGUGAUCCAGUGAACAGACUGUGGUACUGUGAUUUACAGACAGAGCCUCAGGGUAUAUCAG